Molecule: messenger RNA, 3243 nt
Organism: Thunnus maccoyii (southern bluefin tuna)
Lineage: Eukaryota; Metazoa; Chordata; Actinopteri; Scombriformes; Scombridae
Product: retinal homeobox protein Rx2-like
Exons: 4
Coding region: 336-1313 (325 amino acids)
Biological process (GO): positive regulation of transcription by RNA polymerase II
Molecular function (GO): DNA-binding transcription factor activity, RNA polymerase II-specific; RNA polymerase II cis-regulatory region sequence-specific DNA binding
Source: RefSeq, a predicted model, not a curated record
UUGUGUGCAGGGGAUUUCAAGGACUUAACAGGGAGGAACAAGUGCCUACAGUAGAUAUUGUCAUUUGUGUACUUAUGGACUACAGAGACACGAUGUGCGCAGCGUAACUUGUGAUAGAACCUUGAAUGAAGACAAAGAUGUGAGUUUGUACUGCUUUUUCACAAAAACCAUAUUCAACCUCACUGAAGUGAUCCCUGAAGAAUACGGCCCUCACGCUUCACAUAAGGCUGUUCCAUUGCAUGUGACGCAGCUCUCUACAACAACUGCUCUGCCUUGUCUCAUUUUGGGGUUUUUUUUCCUGACAAGAAAGAGAGAAAGUAUCUCCAAAGGCUCGGAUGCAUUUGUCAAUGGAUACGCUCGGAAUAGUGGACGACAGUUGCCUGGACAACUAUGAUAUGGCAAAAGGUGCUGGUUCAAGCACUGGAGGUAGGGUCCACAGCAUUGAUGUCAUACUGGGAUUCACUAAAGACCAGGACCCUUUACUCCAUUCAGUAGGAGAUGAUGAGGGCCAAAAAGCCAACGGAGAAAACCCACAGCACCCUGAGAAGCAAGACCCAUCAGAUCCCUAUGGCCAUCUUUCAGAGCUGCGUGACAGCUCUCAACAUUCUUCCUAUCAUGAAUCAGACCUUUUCUCCAGUGACAAGUGUGACGGAGAAAUGAGCAACAUGCAAAAGGAGGAAGACAUUGCUGAGGGAUCUCCCGACAUGGCCAAAGAGGAGGAGCACGCUAAAAAGAAACACAGAAGGAACCGUACGACCUUCACCACCUAUCAGCUUCAUGAGCUGGAGCGAGCCUUUGAGAAAUCUCACUACCCAGACGUCUACAGCCGUGAGGAGUUGGCAAUGAAGGUCAACUUGCCUGAGGUUCGGGUUCAGGUGUGGUUUCAGAACCGGAGGGCCAAGUGGAGACGUCAAGAAAAGAUGGACACCAGCACCAUGAAGCUGCACGAUUCCCCUAUGCUAUCCUUCAAUCGUCCACCGAUGCCUCCCAACGUGGGGCCAGUGGCUAACCCGAUGCCCCUAGAUCCCUGGCUCACCUCACCCAUUUCCAGUGCCACACCCAUGCAUACCAUCCCAGGGUUCAUGGGCUCACCUCAGGGCCUGCAGCCAGCCUAUCCGAGCCACAGCUUUCUCAACACCCCACCUGGCAUGGUCCAAAGUAUGCAGCCCAUGGGCCCACCUCCCUACCAGUGCCCGCCCAGCUUCAACGACAAAUACCCAAUGGAGGAUGACAGGAGUUCCAGCAUCGCAGCACUCAGGAUGAAGGCCAAAGAGCACAUUCAGUCAAUGGAUAAAACCUGGCAGCACAUGUGACCUGAUGAAGCACUUUUGAGUUGCUCCAGUGAAUGUUUACAAACUUCUUUUCGACUGUUUAUUUCAUACAACGGAGAGGAUUCAUGAAGACAAGGAGUUCAAAAGUCAGAUAUUUUUCAAUGACACUAAAGAAUAACUCUGGAAAUUAAUUUCUUGGGAUUUUUUAAAAUUCACUUUAAAAAUGUUAUUAAUUUUGUAUGAACAACUUAUCAACCCUGAGGGAAAAUGAUCAAACCUCUGUGGGUCAAUUUUCUUUAGACUUGGACGGGAAAGAGUUUUCCUGCCUUAUACACGACUUUUAAAGGACCUCCUUACCAGACAUAUACAUUUUAACUGCUACACUGUUUGGGAACACACUCUUGUUUUAAUAAAAGACAAUCCUCUACAUUAAUGUUUUGAUCGACACUUCAAAAUUAUGUGUCAAGACUAAUUUUGUAUGUUUUCAUGCAUUUCAGACAGCACCAACAAACUGCAAUAUAGUAUAUGAAAGGCUAAGUGGAGCCUUGUAGCAACAUUUUUGUAUUUGGAGUUAUAACGUGAUGACAAAUUUCAGCAAUUUAAACAAGUUUCCUGUCUUAAAUGUGGGGUGUUCUGACUGUUAUGUGGAUGUGAGGUACUUUAUAAAUGAGGUAAUACUGACUUUAGUCUGUGUACCUUGUUGUAAGAUUUUGCUGCUCACUUUAAGUGAUAAUAUCUUCAUGAGGAUUGAUGAACACUGCUGCGCUUUGACAUGGUUUGCUGGUACAGUUUCUAGUUCUCAAAAUUAUAUAGCUUUGGUAUAAAUUUUGUUUGUUUUAACAGAUUUCUCUCCCUGUAUGUCUGUUUGGUUGCGUUUACUCUUUGUCCAUCUUUUGAACAAAUGUGCACCAAUGGUUGGUCAUUUCUACUAUAUUUUCUACUAUAGUUUCUUAAAGUGAAAAGAAAGUGGGCACAGAUGUGUAUUUCAUAACCUCUUCUCCCACAUACAUCUAAGUUUGAUUUGGGUUUAAAGGCAAUAUUUGUAUUUUUUUUACUUAAAUUAUUAAAAUGGCCUUUUGGAGAGCAUUUAGACCUGAUGGGGGAGGUUGUCGGAAGUCACAGAGCGUAAUCUGGCUCAGAGGCUAAUUUAAACAGACAAGCAUACCUCUUAACACCUAAUUACUGCUUUUAAAGCGAUUAACCCCGGAUUCUCAGCCAUAGACAGGAUGCCCUCAGAUGCACCUGAAAAACCCUUUUCAAGACCUGAUUAACUUUGCCCCUCCCCUCAAACUUGCCAAUUUAUAUUAUCUCUAAUUUACAGAAACAGCACAACAUAUCAAUGUUCUUUAUUGUGCACUGUCUUAAUCUUCAUCCUUGGUAAAGGAUGCUCCUCAUUUCAUUGUUGACAAAAUAUUCACUGAAGUCAGGUGGAUUUAGAGUGAGAAAGUUAAUGGGAGCUGGCAACUUCUCUUACCUCUUGAAAGUAGAACAGUUUGAUGUAACUAGAGGGAGAUGACGUUGAGAUGACGUUGCACUGACGCUGCUCAGAUAAAUACUGUGAGGUCAUGGUGAUAAUGCGUGUCUGUUUUUAUAAUGUAUUUGGUGUGUGUGCAUUGCAGUGAUGCAGAGGGGUGCUGGGCAAGCAAAGCACUAUUGAACACUCUGGCUGUGCUUUGAAGCAAAUCUAUCCGUCAGUGGAAAUCUACUGUGGACACCAUAAUGAAGUUUAAGGAACAGUUAUCAUCUACAUCACUACAGAACAUUAACUGUGUAUGAUGGCCUUUAGAAAUGGCAGCAUCUACACUGUCAGUUUUAUAGGUUUGGUUUUAUAUUUAGUUAUAAUCCCUGUUGACAACAGUGGACUAAAAGCCAAAGAAACAAAAAGGCACAUUUCUUAUUAACAGAGAACACAUUUAUGAAUGUGUAUGGUUGUUUAUUAUUUUAAAGCAUUUUUUUCAUCAGUUUUCAACAU